Ilex paraguariensis (yerba mate) is the source of this 1205-nucleotide messenger RNA. The record is from the annotation of a GenBank genome assembly. NCBI's taxonomy places the organism in Eukaryota, Viridiplantae, Streptophyta, Magnoliopsida, Aquifoliales, Aquifoliaceae.
UUACUCGUAAUUGUCUUUAUGAUCACAACAUGAUAGGGAUUCUCACUCUAAAGCCAGCUUGCAACAACUAAGCUAAGAUUGAGAACCUUCAAGUCCCUAUAUAUGUAGCAUGUCAUCUUCAUUCAUCAAUUGAAAGAUGGCAUUUCUGCAACACAAAUUACUCUUAUCAAGUCUCUUAAUCUUCAGGAUUAUAGUCGAGGUUUCCUCGCGUGGUGCAGUUUACACGCCGCCAAGUGUUGAGCUAUUAACCGGUCGUUUCAAUCAUGUCUCAGUUAAUCAAGGGUUCUCUGUAUCUUAUGGAGCCUCACAUGUCCGUUGGAUCAAUAAUGGGUCCUAUGCUGAUCUCAGUUUAGACAAAGCCUCUGGCUGUGGAUUGGUCUCAAAGAAGAAAUACCACUAUGGAUUUUUCAGUGCUGCAAUAAAGGUUCCUGCUGGUUUUACAUCAGGAGUUGUAGUACCCUUUUAUUUGUCUAAUAAAGAACUUUUCCCCCACAACCAUGAUGAGAUCGACUUUGAAUUGCUUGGUCAUGAGAAGGAAAGAGACUGGGUCCUGCAAACAAAUAUGUAUGGGAAUGGAAGUGUCAGCACAGGAAGAGAAGAGAAAUUCUACCUCUGGUUCGACCCAACAGCACAGUUUCAUGAAUACAGCAUCCUCUGGAACAAUCAUCACAUAGUAUUUCUAGUAGACAAUGUACCUGUAAGAGAGAUUAUCCACAAUGAAGCAAUCUCUGCUGCUUAUCCAUUGAAGCCAAUGUCAGCCCAUGCAACAAUAUGGGAUGGAUCACAGUGGGCAACUCAUGGAGGAAAAUACCCAGUUAAUUAUAGGUAUGCACCAUUUGUGGCCUCAUUUGGAGAGAUGGAACUUGAAGGCUGUAUAUUGCAGCAGAAUUCUUCAACUCCGUCGUGUUCCAGGAGUGGCCUCUCAAGCUUAGACCCUGUUGAGGGAGAAGAAUUUGCUAAACUAUCACAGCAACAGAUAACAGGGUUGGAGUGGGCAAGAGGGAAACUCAUGUUUUACUCAUACUGCAAAGAUACAUCAAGAUAUAAAGUCCUACCACCAGAAUGCAAUGCUAAGUAAUCAAUAAAAUUGUUGAUAAAAGAUACAGGUAUAAAAUAAUGGGAAUGCUUAUGGUAUUUUCCUGGAAGAAAAUUAGACCAAAUUCAUUGUAAGGAUUAAGCAUUGUAUAAAGAAAAAUGUGUUGGUA